AUGAAAGGGAACCAGACGGUGAUUACAGCACCCGAAGGAAAAGGCGUCAAAGACAGUGGACCAAAGGCCUUUGCCUUCGACAGGUCCUACUGGUCUUUUAACAAAGACGACCCAAAUUAUGCCGGCCAAUCGAACCUUUUCGACGAUCUGGGACUGCCCCUUCUUGACAAUGCCUUCGAAGGAUAUAACAACUGUAUUUUUGCCUAUGGCCAGACCGGUUCCGGAAAGUCAUACUCUAUGAUGGGUUAUGGAAAGGAGAUAGGUAUCAUUCCUAUGAUUUGCCAGGACAUGUUCACGAGAAUCGACGAGAUCCAAAAGGACGGCAAAACCAAGUGUACGGUCGAAGUGUCUUACCUCGAGAUCUACAACGAACGCGUGCGCGAUCUGCUUAACCCGUCAACCAAAGGCAACCUCAAGGUCCGAGAGCAUCCUUCUACUGGUCCUUACGUCGAAGAUCUCGCCAAGCUUGCUGUCAAUAGUUUCCAGGAGAUCGAACACCUGAUGGACGAAGGAAACAAAGCCCGAACAGUUGCCGCGACCAACAUGAACCAGACUUCGAGUCGAAGUCACGCUGUCUUCACUCUUAUGCUGACCCAGAAGAAACUCGAUACUGACACAAAGAUGUCAUUGGAAAAGGUCGCCAAGAUUAGUCUUGUCGAUUUGGCUGGUUCUGAAAGAGCGACAUCUACUGGUGCGACGGGUGCUCGACUAAAGGAAGGUGCUGAAAUUAACCGAUCGCUGUCAACACUGGGUCGUGUUAUUGCAGCCCUGGCUGACCUAUCUACCCCCGGCAAGAAGAAGAAAAACGCCGUCCCAUACCGAGACAGUGUCUUAACAUGGUUGUUGAAGGACUCUCUGGGUGGUAACAGUAUGACAGCAAUGAUUGCUGCCGUCAGUCCGGCCGAUAUCAAUUUUGACGAAACACUCAGUACCCUUCGAUAUGCCGACUCUGCAAAACGAAUCAAGAACCACGCUGUUGUCAACGAAGAUGCCAAUGCCCGUAUGGUCAGAGAGUUGAAGGAGGAACUAGCGUUAUUGCGGAGCAAACUCGGAGGUGGAGGUGCUGGAGGAGCAGUGGUUGCAGGAGAGACAUACGCCGAAGGCACACCCCUGGAUCAGCAGAUGGUCAGCAUCACUGGCUCAGAUGGUGUUCUGAAAAAGGUCUCGAAGGCAGAGAUCGCAGAGCAGCUGAGUCAGAGUGAGAAGCUGUUGACAGAUUUGAACCAGACAUGGGAGGAGAAGCUACUGAAGACCGAAGAGAUUCAUAAGGAACGUGAAGCAGCCCUCGAGGAACUUGGUGUCAGCAUUGAGAAGGGUUUCGUCGGCUUGCAUACGCCAAAGAAGAUGCCCCAUUUGGUUAACUUGUCCGAUGAUCCCCUUCUCGCAGAAUGUUUGGUCUACAACCUCAAGCCUGGUACCACAACAGUGGGCAAUGUCGAUACGAAUGCCGAUCACCAAGCGAAUAUUCGACUCAACGGUUCUCGAAUCCUGCACGACCAUUGUUCCUUCGAAAACGCACCAGAUGGAACUGUGACCCUUACUCCGAGUGAAGGCGCUUCAGUCAUGAUAAACGGAAAGCGAAUUACCGAGCCAUCGCAACUGCACUCUGGUUAUCGUGUUAUUCUCGGUGAUUUCCAUAUUUUCCGAUUCAACCAUCCUAUGGAAGCGAGGGCAGAACGGGCUGAGGUACCAGAGAGACCGCAGAGCUUGCUUCGCCACUCCAUUACUGCCAGUCAAUUCCAGGCCCUUGACCGAGGCUCGCCGUCGCCGAGCCCUCGUCCAGGUCACGAAAGAUCAUUCAGCAGGGUAUCCGAAUUUGGUGACUUCUCUAGACCAGAAACCCCUUCGAUAUUCCAGAGGAACGGUCGUGAGUCAGAUUGGUCACUUGCAAGACGAGAGGCAGCUGGAGCAAUUCUCGGGUCCGACCAGAAUCUGACCAGUCUAAGUGACGAAGAAUUGAACGCUCUGUUCGAGGACGUGCAGAGGGCCAGGGCUGAACGUGUGAACGUACGUGAAGAUGGCGACGACUCAGAAUCUUCGUACCCGAUCAGGGAAAAGUAUCUUUCGAACGGGACCAUGGAUAGUUUCUCGUUGGACACGGCUUUAACCAUGCCCUCGACCCCCAAACAAGGCGAACCCGAUGACAGGCUAAAAGAUGUCCGAGAAGAGCUGCAGAGCAGACUGGAGAAGCAAAAAGAAGAGUACCAGGAUCAGCUCAAAAGUGCUGAGGCUGCCAACGUUGAGAUCGAAGAGAUCAAACAAGAAAAGAUCAAGAUGGAAGCUGCACUGCAAGAGCUAAAAGAGGAUAUGCAGAAACAGCUUAAACAGCAACAGAAACAGUUCGAGGAAAAGAUGGAGAAGAUGGACCCUUUGAAGAUGCCCAAGAAGAGUCCGACUCUUUCAGAUGAAGAAAUUGAGACUGCAAAGAAGGUUGUCAAAGCCUGGCGAGGCCGUCACUUUGUUAAGAUGGCCGAGGCAGUGUUGCAAAACGCGUCUAUUCUCAAAGAAGCUCAAGUGAUGAGUCACGAACUGGAUGAGCAUGUCGUUUUCCAGUUUGCAGCUGUAGAUGUUGGGCAUGUUUUGUGCUCCUCAUACGACAUGGUGCUCAAUGGUCUUACGGGCGAAGGUGAUGAUGUUGCAUUGGAGGAGGCCCAUAAGCCAUGUAUUGGCGUUCGAGUGGUGGAUUUUAAGCAUAGCGUCGUUCAUCUAUGGAGUUUGGAAAAGCUGCAUGAUCGGGUACGGCAGAUGCGGCAAAUGCACCAGUACCUCGAUCAGCCGGAAUACGCACAGCAUCUCAGUCUCGACAACCCAUUUAUUGAGACUUGCAUGCCGUCUUAUACGCUCGUGGGCGAAGUAGAUGUGCCACUGAAGGCUGUUUUUGAGUGUCGGGUGCAAGAUUCGAUACUGGAUGUGCUAUCGCCUUACACGUCCCAUGUUAUUGGUAUUAUCAAACUUUCACUUGAGCCAUCGCAUGCUCGGGCGCCGACCAACACCGUCAAGUUCAAUGUUGUUAUGCAUGAACUCGUGGGUUUCGCUGAACGAGAAGGCACCGAAGUCCACGCACAGCUGUUCAUUCCUGGCAUCUCCGAGGAGGAUGGCAUCACGACAACUCAGAUGAUUAAGGAUUUCGAUGAGGGGCCAAUUCGAUUCGAGAGUGUUCACAGUAUGAGCAUCCCUCUGUUUGCUCCUCAGGAUGUCACACUGAGGGUCGCCAUUUUUGCCAAGGUAUCAACGAUGCAUCUUGACAAGCUGCUCAGCUGGGACGAUAUGAGAGAUGCUGUGCCCAUCAGGGAAGAUAAAGCCAAAGCAUCACGGAUCCACGAAUCGCAAUUCUUUACACAGGAGAAGCACGACCUGCUGUCUCGAAUCCAGAUCAUGGAGCUGAACGAGAAUGGCGAGUACGGCGCAGUAGAAGUUACACAAACCAGCGAGCUUGAUACUGGAACUUUUCAGCUUCACCAAGGCCUGCAAAGAAGGAUUGGUAUUAACAUUUCUCACAGCUCUGGGGAUGCUCUUCCAUGGGACGGCGUUGCUUCUGUUCGUGUGGGAAGAAUUAGGCUUGUUGACUCCGCAGGUAAAACACCUGAUAUGGGAGCCAAUGAACCUGACAUCUCCUUGAAGCUUUCGCAAAGCCCAAUUUUUCGCGAUAAUGCCAACGGCACCAAAAGCCUCACGAUAUAUACCCAGUGGGACUCCAGUUUACAUAACUCACUACUUCUUGACCGAGUAACUCAGGAUAAAUAUCGAGUUCAAAUGACUAUUUCGUGGGAGAUCAGCUCCGAGAAAUUGGCUGAACCGAUGAAGUUUUCACAAAAGGUUUGCGUACAGAUUCUGUCGCGAUCAUUUGUACGCCAGACAUCAAUGUUCUCGGCAUUGUGGCAAAAUGUCCGUUUUGUGCGGUCCUCAACUGGCAUCUUCACUCUUGCUAUGCGCCCAGCCCCCGUCAAGAAGGUUGGCGACUUGUGGCGGCUAAACAGCCAACACGACUACGUCAAGGGAGAGGAACACCUGACAAAUUGGACGCCCCGCGGUGUAUCUUUGGUCAAUGAUUUCCUCAUGGCUCGCAAAAAGAAAAGACGUGCUGCGGAUAUGGCAGUAACCGAAGCAGUCUUGGCCAAACUGGGCUUGGAUGCGGCCAGCACGACGUCUGACAAGAAGGAACCCGAACCUCAGCCUUCUCCGGAGCUGAAACCAAUUAUUCCUAGUGAUGACGACCUGCUUAAUGACACACCGGAAACUCCACUCGAGGGUGAGGAAUAUGCUGCAACAGAUGCGCCUCAAGUUGAACAAUCCGAGGAGUCACAGCAGUCUGAGGCGGAGCAUUCUGAAAAAGAGCAAGAAGAAGCACACCCCGAAACUGACGCUACUAAGCAAGACGAGUCGGAUGCGCCAGAGGCGGAAGAACUGGAAGGAGAGUCUAAGGAAGAAAUUGCAGAGGAGGUGACAUCAGAGGCACCAGAGGCAGAGGCACCAGAAGCAACGGAAGCCGAGGAAGACGAAACUAUCAAGGUUGAUGAAGUACCACCGCCACCUAAGCCAGAAUAUGACGAUGAACAAACGGAUCUUUUAACAAAGUGCCUGAAGCUUUGGAAGAAGUACCCGGAUCCUUCAGACAACAUUCUAAGCUCAACUAACAUGGCACCACCAACGGAUGGUUUAAUGGAUGACGCCCCGGUGCAGCCUACACUUGUCGCAACGGUCAUUAGGGUACCGAAGAACCCGAAGGUCCUAAAGGGCGGGUAUUUGAUGAUCCCCAACAGCGACUCGACCCGGUGGGUUAAGAGGUUUGUCGAAUUAAGACGGCCGUAUCUGCAUCUACAUUCUGCUACUGAUGGUGACGAGGUGGGACUAAUCAGCCUGCGAAACUCUCGCGUUGAUAGUCAACCUGGUGUCUUGGGUUUACUGCAAGGGCCAGCUGACUCUGGAGGUCAAGGCCAGAACGGCCAAGAUGGAGGAGCGGACUUUACACCGGGACAUCGACGAACUGGUUCAGGCCGCGUUAUAUCCACUAUCUGGACAGGUAGUGGAGGUAAUACCUCGGCAGGAGGCUCUGGUCUUCAACGCCUUCCAGAGCGUAUGCAGUCGGCAGUGUUUGCCAUUUAUGGAACGGACAACACCUGGCUCUUCGCGGCUAGGAGCGAACGUGAUAAGGUGGAUUGGAUCUUCAAAAUAGACCAGACCUAUCUAUCAGGUAACGAGAGCAUGUCUGGAAGCGGUAUGGCUAGCCCGUUCCCGGGUAGCGAUUACUAG
Fusarium coffeatum is the source of this 5250-nucleotide messenger RNA. RefSeq lists its product as uncharacterized. Gene Ontology annotation, biological process: cytoskeleton-dependent intracellular transport; microtubule-based movement. Gene Ontology annotation, cellular component: microtubule; kinesin complex. Gene Ontology annotation, molecular function: microtubule binding; ATP binding; microtubule motor activity. The record is from RefSeq and is a predicted model, not a curated record. The coding region runs from base 1 to 5250 and encodes 1749 amino acids. The transcript has a single exon. Lineage: Eukaryota; Fungi; Ascomycota; Sordariomycetes; Hypocreales; Nectriaceae.